This is a messenger RNA of Clonostachys rhizophaga, 2046 nucleotides long. Lineage: Eukaryota; Fungi; Ascomycota; Sordariomycetes; Hypocreales; Bionectriaceae. The record is from the annotation of a GenBank genome assembly.
AUGGCGGGCUCAGAAGAAAAGGCCAAGCAGAGCCUCGGCAAGAAGCUCUGGCUCCUGGUGUUCCCCGACGCGGACAAGGACGAAGACGGCCGAGACAACUUCAAGUCUCGGUCCCAGUUCGUCCUCUGCGCCAUGGGCGGUGCCGUCGGUCUGGGAAACCUGCUGCGCUUCCCCUCCGUCGUCUUCAACAACUACGGUCUCCAAUUCUUCAUCCCCUACGUGAUUGCCCUCUUCCUGAUUGGUAUCCCCAUCCUCAUUCUUGAGAUUGUCCUGGGCCAGGCCUUCCGUGGCGGCUGCGUCACAGCCUUCAACAACGUCAACCACCGUGCCAAGGGUGUCGGUCUGGCCAUUGUGUUCAACGGCUUCACUGUCGUCGGGUACUACGUGCCCAUCCUAGCGUGGGCCAUGGUCUACUUCCGCCAGUCUUUCCAGUCGCCUCUCCCUUGGGCAGGUCAGGACACCACAGAAUACUUUCUGUACUCGGUUGUCCGCAACCCCGAUCCUGUAGGUGGAGAGGACGGCGGCUACAAGUCGUACCCAGGCCGCGGCAUCGUUGGCGAGACUGCCGGAUGGUGCUUCUUCACCUGGGCCCUGGUCUUGAUGUGCACGUUCAAGGGUGUCGGCCUCCAGGGCCGUGUCAUCUACAUCACCAUGGCCCUGCCCCUUGUCAUGAUUGCCAUCCUGGCCAUCCGAUCGCUGUCCCUCCCCAACGCCUCUGACGGCUACAAGCUCUAUGUUGGUCUCUGGCGCUCAGAGUCGCUCCAGGGCCCGACAGUCUGGCAGGACGCCUUCGGCCAAAUGUUCUUCUCCAUCGGUGUUGGUUUCGGUUACUUCACUUCCUACGCGUCGUACAACAACAAGUUCGCCAACGCCGUUCAGGAUGCCUUCAUCAUCGCCCUCAGCAACUCCGCCAUUGAGAUCAUCUCUGCUCUCGCCGUCAUGGGCAUCGUUGGAUACUUGGGCAUGACCCCCGGCGAGACCCGACUCUCCACGUUCAGCUCUGGAUUCUUCACCUACCCCGAGGCGCUUGCCCAGAUGCCCGGCUCGAACUUCUUCUCUGCUCUCUUCUUCCUCACCCUGUUCCUUCUCGGAGUCACGUGCGUCUUUGCCCUCAGCGAGGUGUUAGUCACUCUCAUCUGCGACACGGACUGGGGCAAGCGUGUCCCUCACUGGGUUGUCUCCGUCUCCGUUCUCGGCGGUGGUUCGCUGAUCUCCCUGAUUUACUGCAGUGAGUUUGGGUUCAACACUCUGGACGCCAUCGACAUGUUUGUCAACGACCUCGCCCUGUUCUUCACCGUCUGGUGCGAGAUCUUCUUCGCCACCAGCCUGUAUCGCUGGAGGGACCCGGUGGACCAGAUUGGCUGGAUCGGAUUCGGCUUGUACAAUGUUGGAUACGUCUUCGCCCACAUCAUCGGCUGUCUCUUGGGCCAUGUCGUCGACCCCCGGGUUGGCGCUGGUGUCGGCUUCGGCGUCUACAUCCUCAGCACUAUCGGUUCCGUCGUUCUGAGCAAGACGCCCACGGUUACUGCCCCUGGAUUCUGGGGUAAUAACGUAUUCCUGGGCCGUCUCUGGUACGCGGCUUUCUACAGCGGCAACCAGCUCAAGAGCGACAUCAACGCCGCCAUCAUGACCGGCAAGAACUGGCGACUCCACUGGGUCUGGCCCGUCCUCCUCAAGUACAUCACUGCCCCCGCCAUCGGCAUCGUCUUCUCCUUCGCCUACCCCAAGUUCAUCAACAACCACGCCAACGACCCCCCCUUCAUCUACAGCUUCGCCCUCAUGCACAUCGUCAUGGUCUUCGUCGUCAGCCUCGCCAUCUUCCCCCGCUUCGCCAACACCCUCAUCCCCGCCCACCGCAUCCAGCGCGGCGACGGCAAGUACGCCGUCCAGCCCCGCGUCAUCAUCGGCGAGCCCGUCAUCCUGUCCGACGGCGGCCUCGAGGGCGGGCACGCAGAGUCGGAGGAUGGGGUGCCCAAGGGCGUGCAGGAGAGGCGGACAUCGUCUGACAUUGCCGGCGAGCCGAGUGUUGUGAACGAGAAGCCUUAG